AUGGCAAAGCAUCGCUUUGAGGCUUUUUCCUUCAAUGGUCAGCAAGAUACAGCGAAACUUGGCUUUGACCAUGGCGUGUCUUUUCCGUUGGCUCUGAGGCCGGCGGAUGGGUGGACACCAACGCUCGAUGAGGCCAUAGCGACAAUCCGCCAACUUUCCGACUCUGGUGACAUUUUCAGACAAGUACAACAUCAUGGGGGCGCAUUUCUGAUCCGCGGUCUCCCCAUUUGCACGGCAGAGGACUACAGUAAAGUUGCACAUGCUUUCGGGUUUCCUCCCCACGAAGAAGUAGGAAGGCCUCCAUUGCGCACAGUGCUUGCGAGGAAUGUCAAGACUGCGAAUGAAGGGCCGCCUGAACUUCCCAUAUGGCCACAUAAUGAGUAUGGCUGGUCGACGAUCAAUCCGUCCUGGCUUACAUUCUCGUGUUUGGAUGUGCCAGAGUCCGGAGGAGAAACACCAAUCAUUUCCAGUCUCGGACUAGCUGCUUCUCUAAAAGAGCAUGCUCCCGAGUUUGUUCAGAAGCUUCUGGCCAAGGGAGUCAAGUACGUUUACCGAUACGGUGUCGAAGACGUGGCAUCGAAUACCGGCACCAGCGUAUUGGGGGCGUAUGGUCAACAUGUCCAUCCUGAAGACGACGCUGAGACGAGACGGUCCAGAAUUGAAAAGGAGGUGCGAAGACAUAGCAACCGUUUCGAGUGGCAUGGGGAUGGGUCACUAUCAGUGACGCAUAUUGUCCCAAUAAUUCGAAUCCACAGAGACACGGGAUUGACGACGUGGUUUGGCAACCUAACAAGUGCCUGGGGCCGCAGCAAGUAUCACGGAGCCACGGAGCCGCCCUAUCGGGGCGAUGACGACUCUUACCACCCUCCACCAUUAUAUGGCGACGAUACAAAGAUUGAGAAGGAGUACUUGGAUCUCGCGCUAGAGCUUGCCGAAGCGUCUCAGGUACUGAUUUCCUGGGAAAAGGGCGACAUUGUACUAUUGGAUAACUAUGCGGUCAUGCAUUCCAGGUCUCCUUGGGUUGGCAAGAGGACGGUGCUGGCAGCACUUUGGGACUCUGAGGUGACUCGAAUUGCGGACUUUUCAGCUGUAGGACUCAAUGGGACAGAGGGAAAUUCGAAUGCGACCGAGGCCAGACUGUAG
Molecule: messenger RNA, 1143 nt
Organism: Pestalotiopsis fici W106-1
Lineage: Eukaryota; Fungi; Ascomycota; Sordariomycetes; Amphisphaeriales; Sporocadaceae
Exons: 5
Coding region: 1-1143 (380 amino acids)
Molecular function (GO): oxidoreductase activity
Source: RefSeq, a predicted model, not a curated record